Messenger RNA from Sphaeroforma arctica JP610, 2636 nucleotides. RefSeq lists its product as hypothetical. NCBI's taxonomy places the organism in Eukaryota, Ichthyosporea, Ichthyophonida. The transcript has 10 exons. The record is from RefSeq and is a predicted model, not a curated record. Gene Ontology annotation, cellular component: membrane; cytoplasm. The annotation marks the transcript as partial.
CCACUUUGUGGGACGCGAUAGGGGACAUGAACAUGCCCACUCCUUUCUUAUUGCGACUACAAACAGAUCAAGUGCUGAAGUGGGAUGAAAUAGCUACCGGCAGCAUGACGGGGCUCAUAAUUCUGGGUGUCGCGCUGGGAGUGUUCUCUACCGCCGUAGAACCUGGUACACCUUUGGAAGAUACCAUCCCCGUAUUUACGCUGGGCUUGUUGAUGUAUAUGUUUCUGACCAAGCGGCAUGUAUACUAUCAUCAUGCCAGGAAAUGGAUCCAUGGAAUUUUGUAUAAGUGCAUCUUUCCCGGUGCACGAAUAAGCUUUGCCGAAGUAUUUAUUGCCGAUGGACUGACGUCACUCUCUAAGGUCUUUGCGGACUUUGAACAGAUCUUCUGCUUUGUGGGCUAUCAUGUGCAUCAGUGGGAUGUUUACGAUGCCUCGCCAGGGUGCAUGUCAUCGCUUUUUCUCCCCAUUGUGGUAUCAAUCCCGUACACAAUCAGACUUCGCCAGUGUUUGAUCGAAUACAGAGCGGCUGGCGUUCAGAAAGAUUUGGUCAAUGCCUUCAAAUACGCUAGCGCUUACCCCCCAAUCUGGUUGGGCCAUGCCCUCAAGAUGGCACCAACGGGUCAGUCACCGACAUUGUAUUCCGCGUGGAUUCUGGCGAGUGUUGUCAAUACUAUGUAUACCUACUACUGGGAUCUGGUAUGGGAUUGGGGUCUAUUUGAUCGCACAUCCCCUAACUACCCACUCCGUGCCAGGAUGAUGCUGCCGCGGCCGCUGUACUAUAUGUGGAUUCUAAUCGACUUAAUACUCCGGUGUGUUUGGAGUGUGCAGCUCAGCAAUUUGCUGCGCCUCAAUUCGGCUGACAAAAUCAUCCUAUUCGAGCUUCUAGAGAUCAUCAGGCGAGCUUUGUGGAAUAUAGUCAGAGUGGAGUAUGAGUGUAUCAAGACGGAUCUUCACCACGACAAGAAUGGUGAUUUGCCACGGAGUAGUUAUGCGCCUAAUAUUCCCAGUCUAGGUGCCAAACGGGUGGGGUCGACUAACGGGUCCUUCAACUCCGUAGAAAUGACAGAGGUGCCGUUAUAAAGUGCCGUUAUAAAUAGACUAAGGGUGCGAAUGCGUCCAUAAAUCUCUACUUGGGCAGCAAACUGCGGGGUCUUCGACCAGUGGGUGCAUCGCACUUACCGAAAUGUCAGUGGUUGCAUUUGGGAGUGGUCUAUUGCCGGCUGUAGUCUGAUGACGGCCCUUCAGCUACUUCGAGUUGAAGGCUUUGUAUCAAAAUGAAUACGGGUCUACGCACACAGAUCACUGCCGGUAUGGAAUUUCUCGAUUGAUUUUGUAGGAGUUUCUGAAACGGAACCUAUAGCAAUCGACCACUGCGGGUUUACUUGAGCAUCGCGGCAAGGGUCAAAGCUUCUCCUGGUGCUUGUACGUACGCAUCGAUAGGUGAAGUGCAGUUUGCAACUGGUUUCCUUCCCUAUACUAGCUAACUGGCUAGGUUGAUAUCUACGAGAUCGUAUGUUAGCAGAGCUCAGAUGGAGCCUGUCCACUCAAUGUGGCAAGGUGUGAGGUAUCAAGCGUGCUCGCCUUGCCUUGGAAUUGAAGAGCAGUGACGUUCUGGAGAACGUGUCUCCACACCAACACUAAGUAUUGACGCCCAGCUGAAGUCACGCGUUUGGGCGCAUUGUAGACCCCGACUUCUCAAUACUCGCCUCAUACACUGUGAUGGUGUACUGAAGCCCUUCAUUUUGGGGCUCACAUCGCACUCUUGUGUUGGCAGAAUUAGAGUGCGACGCUACCGUUCAGGAGUGCCUGGUGUGCAAUUUGAGACAAGCGAGACAUCAAUGUAUUCACAUCGCAACCCGUCAGCGUGGCAAAUAUCUGAGCUUUCAUGCAGCCCACCCAAUUUAGGAGCGCGAUAGUGUAUUCGAAUUCACCCCAUGGUUGGAUGUGCUCGAUUGCGUGAGCGUAGCCUACCUCACAGCUACCCCAUAUUUGGAGUAGCACUGAUAAAGGACAGGGCGUGGUCUUUGUCUAAGUCACAUGCCAGCCGCUGACCCUAUAUGCUGGGUACGCACGACCAAGCGACUGAAUGACACCAGUGAAUGAUUGUCUGUCAUCUAGCACAUGACAAUCCCCCUGUACAUUGGUGCGUACAGGUGGACGCAAUCCAUGUCAGCACACACAACGAAAGUCAUAAUUGUGGAGAAUUAGAUAAUAAGCAAAAGCACCACUGUGAUAAGGUAAAAAGGGUAGCAAAUGUACUAAACCCAAAUAAGUAUUAAACUUGGACAGUGCCGCCUGGCGGACAGAAUCGCAUCCUACCAGAGUGUCUGCCUUGACAAAAGGCUGACAUGGUAUCAGCCCAGUUAUGUCAAAAUAGGAGUGCACCAGCCUAUAGCAACCCGGUGUUCAAAGCUGCUGCCUGUGUGUGUUUGUGCAGUGUUAAUCUAAGUCCGAUCAGUGUUGUCAAUAACUGACUAUCGGUAAAGGGAAAAACCCCAUAGUUAUCGGACAUACAUGCACUUCAGAAUGAAAGCCACUUGGGCUAUUCAUCUUAAAGUAAACUUUCGUGUGGGUGACUGACUGGAGCUCUAUUACAACAACACACAAAUCUUAGAAUAAAAUAAAAUACAAACUGGA